Molecule: messenger RNA, 693 nt
Organism: Tetrahymena thermophila SB210
Lineage: Eukaryota; Ciliophora; Oligohymenophorea; Hymenostomatida; Tetrahymenidae
Product: transmembrane protein, putative
Exons: 1
Source: RefSeq, a predicted model, not a curated record
AUGAUUAGAGUAUCAAUAAAUCUAGUAUACAAUACGGUUCUAACAAUAACUCUUUUUCAUAGUAAUUUAAUGAUAUCUCCUAAACACUUUGCACAGAAUAAACUCUCAACUAAUCAAGCGUUAAUGAUCUAUUCAAUUUUGUUGAAUCACACGAUAAUUCAUUAUUUAACAAAUAAUAAUAAUAGAAUUAAUCAUUUAUACAACAAAGUAGCAUAGCAAGCUAUAUUAAUCAGCCAUCUAGUUUUAGAACUAAUAUAUCAGUUAAAAAUAAUAAAUAAAUGCGUAGUGAUGACAUCAAUAAUGAUAGAAACUCUAAAGUUUAGCAUUUUGCUGAUAAAGAAAAUUAUUUUGAGUAAAGUAGUUUUUAUUUAGGAAAAAAUUAAAAAAGCAAAUCAAUUUUAAAGAACAAUUAUAAUUAAAUAAAUGGUUUUGAUUCAAUUUACAAAAAAAAAUAAAACCAAGAAUGCUAAUAAUAGUCUCUUUACCUUAACUAAAAUUAAUAAAACAUGUAAUCAAAUGCAUCAAAAUAAAAAAAUUGGGAUGCAAUCAAGUAAAUAAGAUAAUCGUUAAGAGAAAAACAAAAUUCGCCACAGUAAAUAUAAUCUUAAGCAAAAAAACAAGAAAAGAAUUAUUCAGUUGAUCUAAACAGAAGCAUUUUAAAUAAAUAACAAAAAUAUCCUAUGUAAGAAGUGA